Molecule: messenger RNA, 3431 nt
Organism: Clarias gariepinus (North African catfish)
Lineage: Eukaryota; Metazoa; Chordata; Actinopteri; Siluriformes; Clariidae
Gene: cfap52
Product: cilia and flagella associated protein 52
Exons: 14
Coding region: 18-1880 (620 amino acids)
Biological process (GO): cilium assembly
Molecular function (GO): protein binding
Source: RefSeq, a predicted model, not a curated record
GUGUGUGUGAGACUCUCAUGGCUGCAGACGUGCAGGAGAUUCCAAAACUUCAACUUGAAGCCGUUAUUGGGUUCAAUGGUCAUGUGAUCUCGGGACUGCACAUGCACCCGGACCGAGAGCACCUGAUCUACCCGCUCGGCUCCACGCUGGUCAUCAAGAACCUGCAGGACGGGAGGCAGGACUUCCUCCACCACCGACACACCAACAACAUCUCCUGUGUGUCUGUGUCCAGGACAGGGACCUACGUGGCGUCAGGACAGGUCAACUUCAUGGGCUUUAAGGCUGAUGUGAUCAUCUGGGAUAACAGUAAAAGUGAGAUUCACGCUCGCCUCGUCCUCCACCAGGCCAAAGUGGAAGCUCUGUCUUUCUCUCCCAAUGAGACGUACCUGGUGACUCUGGGGGGACAAGACGACGGCAGCAUCGUGGUGUGGAACGUGGAGAAGAAGGAGGCGAUCUGUGGGAGUCUGGUGUCGGCUCAAGGUGCAGGUCACUGUCUCACCGUCAGCUGCUGCAACCUGAGCGAAGACGUCUUCAUCUCAGCCGGACAUGGCACGCUCCGUGUGUGGGAGCUCGACCUCCCCAACAGGAAGAUCCGGCCCACAGAGUGCCAGCUGGGCCCGUUGAAGAGGGUUAUUACGUGUAUAGAGAUCCCAGAGGACGAUGUUUUCUUUUACUGCGGCACCACGAGCGGAGACGUCCUGAAGGUGAACCUGAAGAGUCGCCUGCUGAACGGCCACGGCCCGGCCAAGCACAAGUUCAGCAAAGGUGUGUCUGCUCUGAAGAUGCUGAAGACGGGAGAUUUGUUGGUGGGAUCAGGAGAUGGAACAGUCGUCCUCUGCUCGAGCAUAGACUUCAAAACCAUCAGGAGCGUGACGCUGGAGGGCGGCGUGUCGUCCGUGGCUCUGCGUGGUGAGGGUCAGCAGGUGUUCGUGGGCACCGAGGCGUCUCAGAUCUACAGGUUGGGUUACACGGACUUCACGUCCGAGCUUAUCGCCUCCAGCCACUGCAAUGCAGUUUGGGACGCGGCCUUCCCCAUAGGAACGUCAGAGCUCUUUGCCACGUGUUCUCAGGAUGAUAUCCGCGUCUGGCACACAGAGUCCAGCAAAGAGCUUUUACGGAUCCGGAUCCCGAACAUGACGUGUAACGCGCUGGGCGUCAUGCAGGACGGCCUGAGCAUCUACAGCGCGUGGAACGAUGGGAUGAUCCGCCUGUUCACUCCUGAGAGCGGCCGUCUCAUGAUGAUGAUCCCUAAUGCUCACAGUAUGGGCGUGACGGCGAUAAAGAGCACCAGCGACUGCACGCGCCUCGUUAGUGGAGGAGGAGAAGGCCAGGUGCGAGUGUGGCAUAUCCUGCACAACACACACAGACUCAUCGCCAGCAUGAAGGAGCACAAAGCUUCAGUCAACUCCAUCAAGAUUAAAAGUAACAAUGAGGAGUGUGUGACGGCGAGCUCCGACGGAACCUGCAUCAUCUGGGACAUGGUUCGGUUUGUAAGGAAUCAAAUGAUUCUGGCAAACACACUGUUCAAAAGCGUCUGCUAUCAUCCUGACGAAUAUCAGAUCCUCACCAGCGGAACGGACCGAAAGAUUGGCUACUGGGAGGUGUAUGAUGGAGCAGCUGUUAGAGAGCUGGAGGCCUCGCAGUCCGGGGCCAUUAACGGCAUGGACAUCAGCGCUGAUGGAGAACAUUUCAUCACUGGUGGUGAUGACAAGCUGGUAAAGGUGUGGCGUUAUGUAGACGGUGAUGUCACACAUGUGGGCGUCGGCCACAGUGGUAGCAUCACCAGCGUGUGUGUGUCUCCCAACAAGAGAUUUAUCAUCACCACCAGCGCAGACGGAGCCUUGCUCAGGUGGAGAUUCCCAAACUCCACAAGCUCAUAGACCCUAAAACCCAGAGCAGUGUUAGCCAUUUUUCCUUUACACACUGACCUCCGUCCGUCACCGAUCACUGUUGAUGACGGAUUGCGCUUUAAUAAGCUUGGACAUGCCCUGCUGCGGCUGUACAGACCGAUCCAUGAGUGGCAGUACCUGGAGACGUCACUGCAGGUGAAGUUUGGUGGUUUGCUUGUGUUUGAUAAACGCUGCUGUUGUUUAAAAGCCCUGUGCUCACAGCAAUCGGUCUUGGUCUCGAGAACACGGUACUUAGUAAGCUAUCUCCAAUGCGAGCAGGCUGUAGGUGUCUCUUUCCAUGUCUCUACAUCGACAUGGGCUGAUCUUUUGGACGUGUCAUGGUAACAGAGGAUUUCUGGCCUCAUACCGCUUUUAACUUGGCCAGAGAGAAGGCCACUGGGAGGUGCAAUCACUUCCCAUGCAUCUUGUCAUGACGCCAAGUAUUCUUCUGAGACAUCUCAUAUAGAAGACGUUCAGCCUAGCCUCCUGGUGUGCGAAUAUUGCCCAAGUUUCACUUUCAUAAAGGAGAGUAUUCUCUUGGGGCACUUUGAUCUUUGUGUUUGAGGCUAAGUUCCUGUUUUUCCACACUCUCUUCAAAAUCACAGACACUGCAUUACUAAUUCCUAAAUUGAUUUCUGUGUCCAGUGACACGUUAUUGGAUAUACUGAAGCCCAGGUAGACUCAAUAUGCCAUUGAUGGAAGUUAAUUUGGGGAGAUGUGGAGUCCUGAGCCAUGAUCAGAAUCUUUUUUACACUUAUUGUCAGGGAAAACUCACUGCAGACAUGGGCAGGUCUGUCCAUGAGUCAGUGUAGCCAACCACGGCAGCGUCAUCUGUGGACAACAUCUCCCUCAGUAGGACGAGGGUGAUCUUAGACUUUCAAUCUUUCCAUCGAGACUGACAGUGCCUGUUAUGUCUAUAAAGCUAAGUAAAGUUGGUGGGUAUCCAAUCCUUUGCAAGAUCUUAAAGAAGCUGCUGUGGCUGACCAAGUCAAAGGCCUUGGACAGGUCAAAUUGCGAGGUAGCGUGGCUGCUGUUCUCUGCAUUUUUCUUGGAGCUGCCUCACAGAAAAUAUCAUAUCAGUUGUUCUAAUCAGGAGCCAUAUUGGGACUCUGGAUAGAUCCUGUUGAAGAAAACUCUAGCGAAUACCUUGCCAGCCACGCUGAGGAGGCCUAUUCCCCUGUAGUUAUUACAAUCACUUCCAUCUCUUUUGUUCUUGAAGCAUGUGACUGUCUUUGCAUUACGCAUGUCCUGAGGUAUUUCUUCCUCCUUCCAGCGGCGACAAUGUGAUUCAUGCAGAUAAUGAAUUAGGACUGGCUUUCAUUUUGUGAUGACCCCUGGGGGAUUGAGUCGUUUCCCGGGGCUUUCCUAUUAGCCAAUGUAUCAACUGCCUUGCCGAGUUUUCUGCAGUUGGUAUGUUGUCUAGCUCUGCCAGGAUGGUCAGCUGUGAGAUACGGUUGAAAGCUUCUUCAGAUAUUGUAUUCUUUGUGGAACUGUGUUCCAGGUAGCGUUUCACCCUCAGAGGUGUUGUCUGACUGAAGGUCU